Molecule: messenger RNA, 1800 nt
Organism: Volvox carteri f. nagariensis
Lineage: Eukaryota; Viridiplantae; Chlorophyta; Chlorophyceae; Chlamydomonadales; Volvocaceae
Exons: 7
Coding region: 1-1800 (599 amino acids)
Source: RefSeq, a predicted model, not a curated record
AUGUUGACCCCCCAGGGUAAGGAUGGCGGACAGAGGACCCAGGAUGGUGGCAUAUUUGGAAGGUUCGACGCCAGCCCACCAAGGAUGAGGAUGGCGGCGGUACCUCUCCGCCUGGACGGCAGCUCUAAGCGGACGGAAUAUGUUGCCGCACUGCAACCGUACGAGUGCAGGCACCUUGUGCCGCCUGCUGUUGGGUCCUCGUCGGGGCUAAUGGCGCAGAGGCGUACUGGCGGACCGCUGACGGCCGCCACGGCUGGGCCCCCGGCGGGCCCCCCAGGCCCUACGCAGCCGCCUCCCUUGCAGUUCCUUCACAACCGCCCCUCCAUGCUGCCAAACGCCAACGUUGGGCCCGUGUUGACCGUUGGCGGGGACAGAAGGAUGACAUCUACUGUUCAGCAUUAUGGCGACACUCGGCAUUUCAGCAACGUACGGCCAGCGGGGGUUCUCCUUGGCAGAGGUGUUGUGGCUCCGUACGGCACGCUCGCCCCCGCUACGGCCGCGGCAAUGGCAGUGCCAACCCCCGCCGCGGGUAAUGCUCGGACCGCCUCCGCACCCCUAGGCCGUGAAGGCGGCGCCUCUUCACUCCGCCAGCUGGCCCGGCCGACGACGCAGGGCAACCACUACCACUUCCUGCAGUUCAACCAACGCAACCGACACCCGUUACCCCACUCGCAACUUUACCGGAUAAUGGCACGAACCGAUCAUGCCUAUGUGUGGCUACAGGUGCCUAUGCCUCCUCCUCCUGGCCUCCCUCCGGGGAUCCAGUCCGGGCGGCUUAUCACUACGGGCGGCGGUGUAAGCGCCGUCUUCCCCCCUGGAGCGCGCCUACAAUAUCUACCUCCGAAUCUGCCACGUCGCUUCGUGGGCCCUUCACCACGUCUGCCGUACAUGCAACUCCGCCAGGGCCAAAUGCCGCCUCCUUCCCUACUGCCGGCGCCGGCAAGCGCAAUGUACGGCACGGCGCGUUUGCCUGGACCCCUCCGAAUGGACCGCGGUUUUGCGAUGCAGUCGCCGGCCGGGCUGCGCGUGACAGCUUCGGUGGCGCCAUCGCUACCAUUGCCAUCGCCACCAGCGGCUGCAGUAGCAGCUCAAAGGCCACAUGUGCAUGCGCCAGAGCGAAACGGCUCGAUUACGGGCCUAGCACCAUGGCAGUACGGCUUGUCGAGCGGCAGAAACCUUUGGUCCCAGCCCGGGGACGACCGGCGAGUGUCCCUCGUUUAUAAGCGGCAGGCUCGGCCCAGUUGGAGACCGGUCCGCCCCAGACUAAUAAUACGUAGCAGAGCAAAACUUCCACCGGCACCCUGGUGGAAAAAGCUGCUGGUGCUGGUGCUGGUGCUGGUGCUGGUGCUGGUGCUGGUGCUGGUGCUGGUGCUGGUGCUGGUGCUGGUGCUGGUGCUGGUGCUGGUGCUGGUGCUGGUGCUGGUGCUGGUGCUGGUGCUGGUGCUGGUGCUGGUGCUGGUGCUGGUGCUGGUGCUGGUGCUGGUGCUGGUGCUGGUGCUGGUGCUGGUGCUGGUGCUGGUGCUGGUGCUGGUGCUGGUGCUGGUGCUGGUGCUGGUGCUGGUGCUGGUGCUGGUGCUGGUGCUGGUGCUGGUGCUGGUGCUGGUGCUGGUGCUGGUGCUGGUGCUGGUGCUGGUGCUGGUGCUGGUGCUGGUGCUGGUGCUGGUGCUGGUGCUGGUGGGAACGAUGGCGAUGGGAACCCCUCUGGCUCGGCAAGCAGGUAGGCCUCGCGUACUUUCUUCCGUUUCGGAGGUUGGGAAGUGGAAGACGGGGGGUCGCGUCCUCGCCGGCGCCGGACCUUAA